Molecule: messenger RNA, 1707 nt
Organism: Adineta steineri
Lineage: Eukaryota; Metazoa; Rotifera; Eurotatoria; Adinetida; Adinetidae
Source: the annotation of a GenBank genome assembly
AUGCGGCAUAUACGUCUACGAUUACGAACCUCAAUUCUUUUUAUACUGGCUACAUUAACAAUAUUCUUUUUAAUUACACUUAAUACAUUAAUAUGGUCAACAAACGAACUUGAACAAGUCGAAGAAAAUCGAGAUAUACCAAUUCCACCUGGUGUUAUACCGUUUUGGUCAGCCAUUAAUCAUCAAAAUAUCUAUGAUAUACAUGCAACAUCAGUUAAUACCAUAUUUGUUCGACCAUCAAAUAUAAGUCAACGCCGUGUUGAAGAACUUUAUGAAUUAAUACGUAAUGCAAAAAAUGAUGACACUCAAUCUGUAGAUAAAGAAAAAUUAUUUCCGAUUGAUUCGACAUGGAGUUUUGAUAAAUUAGUUGAACAACAACAAGCACAUGACAAUGAUGACACAAAUAAACAGACACCUGAAACACAUGCUGAUACAGCUGAUUCAGCAGCUAAAACAACAACAACAACAAUACGUCCUGAUUUAACAACAUCAGCAAAAAGUGUUAGUGAAUAUGAUAAAAUUCAAUUAAGAAAUUAUGUUCAUCAAUCUCUAGCUAAAUGGAAAAAAGAACAUCAAAAUGAUAAAAUUAUUAAUUUAGCUGAUCUUAUGCAUGAUGAAUUAUUACGUGAUGAGCCAUCGAGAUUGAAUACAACAUGGUAUGAAUUUAUGAAAACAGUUAAUAAUUUGCGUGUAUAUGAUCCAAAUAGUUCAGAAUUUAAACGUCUUUUAAAUCAUUUACAAAAUGGUGAAGUUAUUGAAGCAAGCGAAAUGUCUCAAGGUACACAAAUUAAAGUUAUUUUCGAUUUACCCGAUGGUUUUGAAGCACUUUUUAAGCCAUACAGAGUACCGCGUAAUUACCAGACAUUACCAGAUCAUUUCUACUUCAGUGAUAUUGAAAGACAUCAUGCUGAAAUAGCUGCUUUUCAUUUAGACAAAAUUCUUGGUUUUUAUCGUGUUCCACCAUUAAUUGGACGUUUAGUUCAUAUAACACGAGAUAUUCAUGAAAAAGCAACAGAAGAAUUAGCAAAAACAUUUUUUAUAUCACCAGCAAAUAAUACUUGUUUUCGUGGUCAUUGCUCGUAUUAUUGUGAUACAUCUCAUGCUGUUUGUGGUAAGCCAGGUGAUCGAUUAGAAGGUUCAAUACAAGUUCUUCUACCACGACCACCAGAAAUUGAAUGGAAAAAGAUUACACAUCCAUAUCGUCGUUCAUAUAGUGCAAUAAGAAAAGCUAAAUGGGAAUCAAACGAAAAUCAUUGUUAUGAUGAAGUUUUUUUAAAUGACGAUUAUCAUAAUCGUCUAUUACUCGAUAUGAUGGAUUUAUCAGCAUUUGACUUUCUUAUAGGUAAUAUGGAUCGUCAUCAUAUGAUGCGUAUUCAAACAUUCGGUGCUAAUAGUGCUCUAAUUCAUUUGGAUAAUGGUCGAAGUUUUGGUCGAUAUGAUCAUGAUGAAUUAUCAAUAUUAACACCUAUACGACAAUGUUGUCUAUUUCGUUAUUCAACGUUUGCACGUUUAUAUCGUGUAUAUCGUCAAGGUCUUUCAACAUUACUUUCACGUUCAUUAGAAAAUGGUGAACAACUACGAAAGAUUCUUGUUGAUGAACAUUUGACCGCUAUUGAUCGACGUUUAGGAAUUCUUUUUGCACAUUUAGAUACUUGCAUUAAAACUUAUACAGUGAAAGGGGUUAUGAUAGAUGAUGGUAUUGAUUAA